UUUUGAGAUCGUGAACAUGGACAUGAAGUUGGGCUCAACCCUGAAGAUCAAGGGCAAGAUCGCCAGUGACGCCGUUGGAUUUGCCCUUAAUCUGGGCCAGGGGUCAUCUAAAGUGGACCUGCAUUUCAACCCACGCUUCCGUGAAUCUGUCAUCGUCUGUAACUCACUGGAUGGCACCUGGGGGGAGGAGCAGAAGGAUGGUCACAUGUGCUUCGGCCCAGGGUCAGAGGUCAAGCUCACCGUGACCUUUGACAAUGACGGAUUCAAAGUGAAGUUGUCAGACGGGCACCAGUUGACCUUUCCCAACAGAAUGGGCCACAGCCACCUGAGCUACCUGAGCAUACAGGGUGGGUUGAGCAUCACCUCCUUCAAGAUCGACUGAGCGGAGAGCACCUCACCGGAGUCAAAGAGCCCACUGCGGAUUCCCGAUCCUGAGCUCCCGCUCCGUCACAGAUCAGCGGCCCGCUGAGUCCCCGCUCCUGAUCAGCAGUUCCUGCCCCUGGGACCCUACUUCCCUCCCCUGAGGCUAAGACCAGACAAAAGAAGCCACUUUUACCUAGUC
This is a messenger RNA of Prionailurus viverrinus (fishing cat), 562 nucleotides long. It is a transcript of the gene LGALS2, whose product is annotated as galectin 2. Lineage: Eukaryota; Metazoa; Chordata; Mammalia; Carnivora; Felidae. Bases 17 to 382 code for a protein of 121 amino acids. The transcript has 3 exons. The record is from RefSeq and is a predicted model, not a curated record. Gene Ontology annotation, molecular function: carbohydrate binding.